This is a messenger RNA of Lottia gigantea (owl limpet), 1655 nucleotides long. RefSeq lists its product as hypothetical. The record is from RefSeq and is a predicted model, not a curated record. The transcript has a single exon. Lineage: Eukaryota; Metazoa; Mollusca; Gastropoda; Lottiidae. The coding region runs from base 359 to 1048 and encodes 229 amino acids.
CUUGUAUUGUUUAACUAAUCAAGUUUAUAGUGGGUUAUUACAUGACUUUUGUUUACAAGGGAUUUGUGUUUCAAUCCACGGUAUCGAUGGAGAAUUCAAACAUUGUGUCAAGAAAUCGCCAUGUUCGUUUAACACUAAUCAUUUUCUAAAGAAUGAACAGUACGAAUUAACAACACCUCUCGGUUCUGUAUUUUAAGGAUAACAUUCACAUUAAAAUUUAGACUAUGGAUUAUUUAGACUAGUGAUUACAAAUUUUCAAGUGGGAGUUCUAAUCAAAAGCCACAUUAGUUCCUUUGUAAUACGGGAAUUACUGUUUAGACCAAACAAAGUGUCAUAAUUGAUAGUGCUAGAUAAAACAAUGACAAUGUUUCAAAGACGAAUACGUCUAGAUGAUGCGUUAACAUUACCACCGUUUAAAAAUAGUAAAAGUUUACGAGAAAUACACUUAUUACAGAACACAAUAUAUUGCCGUGAUGGUAAACAGCGACUACCAACACCGGACAAGCUGGCUAUCAUGGAGUUAUCAACCAGUUUUCAAAAAAGAAGGUUGGGAAAACAACAACGUAUUCUUACUGAUAUAACUAAACGAUGUCGAGAACAAGAUAUAUCAGACCUAUCUGAUGCUUUGUCGACCAAAUGUAAGUUAAAAGCAGAUAGAGAGAAGAAACACAUCAUCACAAAGAGACCAUUGUCUGAUCCUUCUCCCAACAGUCGCACAGAAACAGCUUAUAAAUCCUUCCCAGUACGAAGAAUAUUCAAAAAAACACGCUAUGAUUUGAAUCAAAGACAAUUACAUCAUAAACAACCUCGUAACUUAAAUAGUGGAUUCCACACCGUCAGAUCAUCUAGAACUUGUGUUGAUGGUUCCCAGGGUUCUCCAACAAAGACAGGCGACCUUUGGGCAGAACCGACAUUUUGUUCUAAACCUCUUGAAGCGGAGAGAAAGACCCGAAAUAAAACAGACCCCUGUAUAACACUAAAAUCCACAAAUGGUACUACCCGAGAAAACACAACAACUGACAUUUAUAGUGAUACCAGACAACAUUGAUGGUAGUGACAAUAUUUGUAACCAUACAAUGACAGUGUUGGUGAGAUCUGACUCUAAUAAUGUUGGUAUAGCAUAAAUGUUGACCCAAAUAUAACACUGACCAUAAUAGUAAUGUUAUCCCAUGACAUUAAUGUAUGUUUAUAUUCACAAUGCAUCAGCAGAGCCAGUGAUAUCUUCCAGUUUGAGUGGUAGUAGAACUUCAAUAAUGUAGUGAAGAACAGUUCCAGUAAAAUCUGACUAAUAAAGUAGAAUUAUGUACAGAUGAACUUGAUACAUUUUGAAAUUGUUAUACUCUGGUGAAAUGAAGUUCAUACUCGAUUUUUUGAGUGCUUUUAAUGUUAGUAUGCAUUUUACAUCUAUAAGUGAUAGUCCCAAUAUACCAGAUGAUAUGCAGCAUUGUUAGCAUGGCAUAGAUAUGGACAAUGUUUAAUGCUGAUGUCAGCAUAACAUUGAAAACAGAUUUUGUUUCAGAGAGAACUCUAAUUAGUAAAUAUGUAAAUAUGAACCUGAUCAGGUCUGAGAUCGAAAAGUUAUUGAUUACUAACAGACUUUUACUUUAUUUAAAUUGAUUCAGUUAAUAUUGAAAUUAAAUCUUAUAUCAAGUGGC